This is a messenger RNA of Perca flavescens (yellow perch), 3059 nucleotides long. RefSeq names its product Ro60, Y RNA binding protein (gene ro60). Gene Ontology annotation, cellular component: ribonucleoprotein complex. The transcript has 9 exons. Gene Ontology annotation, molecular function: RNA binding. The record is from RefSeq and is a predicted model, not a curated record. Lineage: Eukaryota; Metazoa; Chordata; Actinopteri; Perciformes; Percidae. The coding region runs from base 144 to 1757 and encodes 537 amino acids.
UCGGUAUCCCAGCUUCCAUCGCGGUACCGCCCCCGAUUACUCACUUGUCGGUCAGAGGGGAGGCCUCUUUAGUUUGCAUCUUGCUAAAUCAAAGAAAAACUUUACCACUCCGCACAUAUUUUGUGGCUUUCUGUAGUUUUACAAUGGAGCCUUCGGGAAGUACUCCGAGCAACCACACCCUGAACUCAACUGGUGAUGGCUGUCCCUGGGAGGUCAGUGACAAGGCCAGACUGUGCCGCUUCCUCUGCUAUGGCUCGGAGGGAGACUUGUACACUGCAAGAGAGGAGGGGCAUGUCAGCAUGGAGAACGCCGGAGCUCUGCUGUCCCUGCUGCAGGAGAGCCGAGGUGCCGAGGUGGUGGAGGAGAUAAAAAGGUUCACUCAGAAUGGGAGAGCUGUCCAACUCGGUCCCUCCUUUUUUGCCUUGGCUUUGUGCUCCCAACACUCGGAGCUAAAGACCAGACAGGCAGCAUUUAAAGCCCUGAAGGAAGUUUGUCAGGACCCUGCCCACCUGUUUUCUUUCAUAAAUAACAAGAAGGAACUGAAAGAGGGGAUGAAGUGUGGUAUUUGGGGACGUGCCCUGAGGAGAGCAGUGUCUGACUGGUACAAUGAGCAAGAUGCCAUGAGUCUGGCUGCGGCUGUGACCAAGUGUAAACAGAGAGAGGGAUGGUCACACCAGGACCUGCUUAGGCUCUCACACACUAAACCAGCUAAUGAAGCAAUUGCCUUGAUCUGCAAAUAUGUAACAAAAGGAUGGAAAGAAGUCCAGCUUGCUUACUCUGACAAAGAGAACUCAGAAGAGGUUGUCAAAGUGCUUUCGUAUCUUGAAGUGGUGGAGAAGGUCAAGCACAGUUGUGAUGAAACGGAGGUCAUCAAUUUAAUAGAGGAACACAAACUGGAGAGGGAACAGCUGCUGACAGACCAUCUGAAGUCUAAGCAGGUAUGGAGAGCUUUGUUAAAGGAAAUGCCUCUCCAAUCAGUGCUAAAGAUCUUGGGUAAGAUGACAUCAAAAAAAAUUCUUGAACCAGGAAGUUCAGAAACACAAGCUGUGUGUGACAGAAUCCAGAGUGAGACGGCCCUGACGAAGGCAAAGAUCCACCCUUUCAACAUACUUUUGUUUUCUGAAAACUACAAAAGAGGCCAAGGCUAUCAGGGUAAAACAAAAUGGGAACCAGUCAGCAGCAUCCUCAAAGCAAUGGACUCUGCCUUUUAUAAGAGUUUUAUGAAUGUGGAGCCUGUGGGUAAACGCUUCGUAGUGGCAGUAGACGUGAGCACAUCACUAAGCAGCAUUGUCCCAGGGACGUCAAUCAGCACUGCUGUCGCCGCUGCAGCUAUUACCAUGAUUUUUGCAAGGACAGAGGCAGACACACAUGUGCUGGCCUACUCUGAAGGAGCUUUGGUUCCAUGCUCUGUCUCUGCGGACAUGAAUCUCACACAAGCAACAUUUGAACUGGUUAAGAUACCAGGUGGCAGCACAGACUGCACCCUUCCCAUCACAUGGGCCACAGAAAAUGGGAAAGCUGUAGAUGUGUUCAUCAUUCUGACCAACAACCCAUUGUGGACGUUCACUGCCAGCCCAGUGGAGUCUCUGAAGAAGCACAGACAAAAAUCCGGGGCCAAUUCCAAAUUGGUGAUGUGUGGGCUGACUUCCAUUGGACACGCCAUUGCAGACACAGAAGACAGGCGUUUACUGAGCAUUUGUGGCUUCGACCUUGGAGCUUUGACCGUCAUUCGUGACCUGGCCCAGGAUCUGAUCUGAUAAGGAAUUUGGGGUUGUCUCUAAAUCGUGUUGUUGGAGCACAAAAAGGAAGGCACAAAGUGUACCAACUUGGCUCACUUAGCAUGUAGAGUGCCCUAAAAAUCCAAAAGAUUUUGGCAAUUACAAUUCCUAAUUCUCUUUUUGUGUUUUGUCGCUUACAAAUCAAUAGACAAAUUGUCCAGCGGGCUGGACAACACUCAGCAAAUUUUAUGUGCAUAUUUUUUUUUUCAGAAAUUUGAAAAGGAAUUGAUAAGAUAUGAUAUGUCAUUGCAUAUCAUACUGUCAAGAGUGUAAGUGCAAACAGCACUCUGUAUGUUAAGUGCUUUGAUGGUUUUUGGUGAGACACUAACCCAUUGAACAAUAAAUUCCACUCAUUUAUAGCUAGAUGUUGGUAGAUUAAAUAAGAGGAACAGUGUAAGAGUCAGAAUGUUUGAGGCUUAGUGCAACUGUAGGUUUAUUUUAAGGCGAUUCACUGUUUCUAGUAUGUAUGUAUGUAUGGUAUGAUUUGAGCAGGUUUGAUAUGAUGGUAGAGGCAUUUUAAAUUUGAAAGCCUGUCCCUCCGUAUUAUGUAGCAUCAUUAUAAAUAAUUACGGUGUACUGUAAAAGAGAGGAGUUGAAAACUAAAGCACUACAAGUUGAAACAUUCUAUUGACUUAUUUGGUCAGAAAAUGUUUUUUUUUUUUUUAUAAAGUAAUAUACAUGUCUAGAAUUCAAUUUACACAACUCUUGCCUUUAGUCUAGGUACAAUUUGUAGUUAUAUUAACAUUGGUUUUCCCUUAAGACAAUUUUUCUUUCAAAACAGAAUUUUCUGUUCUGCUCUUGUCCAAUUUAUCCUUUAAAGCAAUGGUUCUCAAACGUUUUACACCGCGUACCACUUCAGAAAAUAUUAGGCUCUCUAAGUACCACCAUCAUGGCCCACAUUAAAAUAGAGUAGCAUACGCUUACCCUACAAUAUUUAUUGUUGACAGCCACAACCACGCUGUACUUCCUCUGUAUCGCUUCAACUGAAUCCAAAUUUGAGGCGACUUGGGUCAUAUUUUCUUACUGUUUUGCAUAAUUUGCUACUAGCAGGCGCUGUGGAGACUUCACUGCAGCUGCUUAAGUAGCGGCAGUAAGUAAAAAUAUUACAAUUAAACAAACACUUAUUUUUUUUUUAUAUUUAAGUAUUAUUAUCAAGUCAACUGUGCCGGACAUACGGAGCAAUUGAAAAUACGUUUCUCUCCGACCCACGGUGCAAUAAAGACGUUUAUCGGUGUUUUUUGCCCCCAAGGCACCGUUGGGAGGCACUGGUUAAGGUUAGGG